This is a messenger RNA of Mercenaria mercenaria, 1897 nucleotides long. RefSeq lists its product as uncharacterized. The record is from RefSeq and is a predicted model, not a curated record. Gene Ontology annotation, biological process: protein phosphorylation. Gene Ontology annotation, cellular component: plasma membrane. The annotation marks the transcript as partial. The transcript is spliced from 8 exons. Gene Ontology annotation, molecular function: protein kinase activity; ATP binding. NCBI's taxonomy places the organism in Eukaryota, Metazoa, Mollusca, Bivalvia, Venerida, Veneridae.
GGCAUUUUAUUUUGUUUCCCCAUACAUGGAAAGGGGCAACCUCAAUCAUGCAAUUGAAGUGGACAAUAAUAAAAUCAAAGCAGGCAUACCGCCUGUGUUAAACAUUAGCUACAGACUCAGGAUAAUGUUUCAGAUAGCUUCUGCCAUAGAUUUUCUGCAUACCCCAGUUCCAGAUAUAAGAGGAUUGAUACUACACAUGGAUAUUAAAUCGUUAAAUAUUGUCCUGGACAAAUAUCUUAAUGCACGGUUGAUUGAUUUUGGUCUUGCACGCGAGAUGGAACAUGGUCAUGACCACUUGGAGACUACAAGUAUACAAUAUCCUUCAACCUCGGGAUAUGGGAAAGAGACCCAACAACAGAUUCUGGCGAAACAUGAUGAUUACCGUUGUUUUGGUGUUGUAAUGCGUGAACUUUUAACUGGAAGAAAACCAUCUGUGGAAGGAGUUCCUGAAGAUAAACUGAUGGAUCAAUCUGUGAGGAUGAUUAUGAAAAACAAGUUAAUGGAUAUGUGGAAGAAUUUAAAAGUGGAGCCACCUGUGACAAAACCCCUUGUGGAUCUUACAGAAAAAUGUAUUACAGAUAAGCUUAUGAAGUCAGAAACAAUAGUAACUGAAUUAAAGAAUCAUCUCAAUAACACAAAUACAAAAAGGUGGGAGACUAUUUGUGAAGUAAAUGAUCGGUCCAAAAAAUGUCACAUGUGUUUGGAAUAUAAAGGAGUGGAAGAGCCGGUUUUAAUUCACAGUGGUUGUGAACACCCCAUGAAUGUAUGUGUGUCAUGUAUGAGGAACUCUUACUGCAAUCCAGUGGUGUGCCAUUCUUGUGAUACAGUUUUGACUCCCACUAUAGGUCAUGGCUGGGCAGCAUUGCUUAUAGCUGGUAAUGAUAGAAGGGAUACUGUAGCAAAAUCAUUUAAAGAAGAUGUUAAAGAUAUACACAAAGUGAUUAUAUCGAAAUGUCCACUGGUAAUGGGAGUCAGAGCUGACCAUGUGCAGACAGUGCACCCAGAGAUACCAGGGCAGCAAGAUAAUAUACUAGAUAAAAUUCAAAAGUCUGUCACCAAUUUGACAAGCAUUGAUGGUAUUCAUACAUUGCUUGUUUAUCUCUCUGGCCAUUAUAAGCCAUUGAAGGGUGGAUUUGAACUGAGUCAUUGUAACUCAGUGGAGGGAAAACUUCAGAAAGAGACAAAAUUCCAGUAUCUUUCAUUGAAAGGAUUGCAAGAUAUAAUUGUUACCAUUUUAAAUGGGUCAGCAUCUGUCAGAGAAGGACAUACAGCCUCAAAGCGCGCAAUAGUAUUCUUAGACUGUUGUUCAGCUCCAACAAUUACAACACCAUCCAUGGAGAACGUACAUCCGAGUGACAGUGAACAACAGUCUUCAGCCAACCUUUCACAAGCUGCUUCAGGAGACACAAAAUCUCAGGAAAAGUGUAGCUGGAUUAAACAGCUGUCUGCUUUUAAACUGGAUUCAAACAUUAGCAUUGUGGCAAUCAAUGCAUGUAGGUCAGGCCAGAAUUCUAUUCAAGAAGAAGGAGGGAGUGUAUUUAGAAGAUUUCUUAUUCAAGGCCUUACCAGGGUUGCGCUUGGAGGAAUUUGUGAGAUUCAUCAAUGUGAUCACUGUCAUAUAUCAGGGGAUUUUCUGACUGUUGGAAACUUGCAUACCUACAUAUCAGAUCAUCUGACGAAAUUUCGUAAAAUGUAUCCCAGUGACCCUGUCAUGAAUGUCUACAAUGCUAGUGGUCUUGAUGCAAAGAUAGGCUAUGUUAUUAACUUCAAAGCUGAUUUACAGUUUACUUACAAGUUUAAGGAGAAAGUGUAUUCUGAUACAAUUCCACAAAGAAUGUUUAGUAAGCUGUCUGAACUGCAAAGUUUGCUGUUUGACAGAUACGUAGGUCUGUAUUAG